AUGCACACGACAGCUCAACUGGAUAGUCUGGAGCAGAAGCGCUCAGCCAGCCUGAUCUUCCGAAUUGAGCAACUCCUGCCCAGCACCAGCAUCACACCGACUACCAUGACCACUUCAUCGACGGAGACCACAUUGACGGCCACCACGAGCACCGCAAGUCCGGCCAAGCGGAUGAGGAUGAGCAACCCACGACCAGGUGUUUACACCUCGCAGUACACGCCCAAGGAUACCUGCUCCAUUGCCAUUCCCACGUCGGCUCUUCUGGGAUCUACGGCCAUGCCCACGGAUGGCGGCCGCUCCCACUGCCAACUGUCCAAUGGCGAACUGAUCGUAUCCGGCUCACUGUUGCGGCAGAUCAAACUCUCCGAGGAUGUGUAUAGCUUCAAUGCCAUCUUCGAACUGCAUUGUGGACAAGUGCGCGUCCGUUUGGUCAGGGAUGUAGCCCGGGAGGACGAGAUCGUGGCCUGGUUCGGCGAGGAGUUGGUUCUCCUCAUGGGCAUUCCCUUCCUGACGCCCCUAAACAUUCAAGGAAACAGUCGCUACAUGUGUCACCUGUGCCACUUGACCUUCGAGACACCCCACCCGCUGAAGAUCCAUUUGGCUCUGGGUUGUGGUCGUAGUGCCAUGGACAUCCUGUGGAUGCGACUACACUACUCGCUGAAGGCGGCAGCAAGGAGUCAUACAGAAACCCAGCACUCACCAAUUCCGGCGACCUCGUCCACGUCUUCGGCCUCGCCCACCCAUUCGCCACCGCCGCAGAUGCCACCACGGUUCUCCGCCUUCCGACCCAUUGCAGCACUUACCCAGAGUUUGCCCAUGGUACCAGUAACCACAGCAGCAACUCCUCUUUCCUACCUGCCCUCCAUGUCGAUGGCCACUGCACCGUUGUCGACGCAUCCAAUGAAUGCAGCUGCCCAGAUCGAGGCCAUAGUCAGCAAUAUGGGUGCCUCCAAACAGGGUCAUCUGUGCAUCUACUGCGGCAAGGUGUACUCCCGGAAAUAUGGCCUGAAGAUCCACAUACGCACCCACACCGGAUUCAAGCCGCUGAAGUGCAAGUUCUGCCUGAGACCAUUUGGCGAUCCCAGCAAUCUCAAUAAGCAUGUGAGGCUGCAUCUCCAGACGCAUCCGAGUAGUUCCGCUGGUGUCACCGAUGGUGGAGCAGGUGGUGCCGAAAUGGAUGGCGAUGUGGACAUCGAAGGGGAAACGGAUGCGGACUACCAGUGCCACGUGUGCCAUAAAUCCUUUCCACGGCGCAGGGAUCUGCAGCGACACAUGGAAACUCGGCAUAGUGGACACCAUUCCCAUUCCCAUUCCGAGUCCCGUUCCAGCUCCACCAGCACCUCCAGUACAACCACAAUGACCGCAACGGUGACCACAUCUACGUCGAAAUCCAGCUAG
Messenger RNA from Drosophila mauritiana, 1398 nucleotides. It is a transcript of the gene Prdm13, whose product is annotated as Krueppel-like factor 7. The record is from RefSeq and is a predicted model, not a curated record. The coding region runs from base 1 to 1398 and encodes 465 amino acids. Gene Ontology annotation, cellular component: nucleus. Lineage: Eukaryota; Metazoa; Arthropoda; Insecta; Diptera; Drosophilidae. The transcript is spliced from 2 exons.